Acaulospora colombiana is the source of this 283-nucleotide messenger RNA. NCBI's taxonomy places the organism in Eukaryota, Fungi, Glomeromycota, Glomeromycetes, Diversisporales, Acaulosporaceae. The record is from the annotation of a GenBank genome assembly.
UGGUAUAGAAAAUGUGAGUCUUAUUCACCUGAAUCGUAGCAGUCAUAAACUGCGACCUACCGUCAAGACAGGGAUGUGCCUUCUGAGAGUCAGUCGACUGGUGAUUAAAGGUAUAGUUUGCAUACUUUUCAAGAGAUUAGGUGUCGAAGUGGGACCGUCGCAAGAUCCGACACACCUACGGUUUUAUAAUGCGGCAAAAAAAACGCAUGGGGUUCACGUUGCAGAUGGAUCAUUCUCGUCCAACCAGAUCAAUACAACGUUUCUGCGUCUCUUCUACGAUUGA